CAGCAACAAGCACAAGACGACGUGAUGGUCUACCGGAUCGAGCAAGUGCGCUCGCUGCGGGCCAAGGUCGCCGCCGUUGCCGAGGCCGCCGACAGCAUCGUCUACUACGUCAUCGAAGUCGAGCAUGGCACGUCAGCGUGGAGCAUCGCGAAGCGCUACUCAGACUUUCACGAACUCUGGUCGGCGCUGCAUGCGCAUUUCGCCGCGCCGCCCGACGACGACUGCCACGCCGAGGUCGCGACCGACGUCGUCGACCUUGAUUUUCCCAAGAAGAAGAUGUUUCGCUCGCACGAUCUCGCGCUGAGCCGCCUCGACGCGCUACGAAGCUACCUCAAGCUCCUCAUCAUUGCGCUCCAAGACGACCUCUGCGACGACGACACGACAUGUGACGCCGCCACGCGCCUUCGCACCUUCCUCGGUGUUGACGCGCUGACGGACGACGCCAGCAUGGAUACCUUGCCCUUUGAGCCCACGAAGGCCCACUUUUAUCGUGCAGCGAGUUCGUGUGCAAGUCGCACGGACUGGUCACCAUGAUCUUCUCGAGUAAUUUAUGACGUUUUUAUUCACACA
Molecule: messenger RNA, 570 nt
Organism: Saprolegnia parasitica CBS 223.65
Lineage: Eukaryota; Oomycota; Saprolegniomycetes; Saprolegniales; Saprolegniaceae
Exons: 1
Coding region: 25-534 (169 amino acids)
Molecular function (GO): phosphatidylinositol binding
Source: RefSeq, a predicted model, not a curated record